AUGGCUUCGGCACCCGCAGUUUCUUGCUUUGGCAAGAAAAAGACAGCCACCGCUGUGGCAUAUGCCAAAGAAGGAAAAGGUUUGAUCCGCGUUAACGGUCAACCUUUGAACAUCAUGGAACCAGAAUCUCUUCGCUGGAAGAUCUACGAGCCAGUCUUGGUCGUUGGUGAAGACAAGUUUGCUACUGUCGACAUCCGCUGCCGUGUUUCUGGUGGUGGUCACGUUUCUCAAGUUUACGCUUUACGUCAAGCCAUCGCCAAGGCUUUGGUCGCUUACUACGCCAAAUACUACGAUGCCGCCUCUGCUUUGGAGUUGCGUCAAUUGUUUGUUGCAUACGACCGUACCUUGUUGAUCGCUGAUACUCGCCGUAUGGAGCCCAAGAAGUUCGGUGGUCGUGGUGCACGCGCACGCCGUCAAAAGUCUUACCGUUAA
Molecule: messenger RNA, 432 nt
Organism: Meira miltonrushii
Lineage: Eukaryota; Fungi; Basidiomycota; Exobasidiomycetes; Exobasidiales; Brachybasidiaceae
Product: putative 40S ribosomal protein S16
Exons: 2
Coding region: 1-432 (143 amino acids)
Biological process (GO): translation; maturation of SSU-rRNA from tricistronic rRNA transcript (SSU-rRNA, 5.8S rRNA, LSU-rRNA)
Cellular component (GO): cytosolic small ribosomal subunit; ribosome
Molecular function (GO): structural constituent of ribosome; RNA binding
Source: RefSeq, a predicted model, not a curated record